Molecule: messenger RNA, 763 nt
Organism: Lolium rigidum
Lineage: Eukaryota; Viridiplantae; Streptophyta; Magnoliopsida; Poales; Poaceae
Exons: 6
Coding region: 10-546 (178 amino acids)
Biological process (GO): GPI anchor biosynthetic process
Cellular component (GO): glycosylphosphatidylinositol-N-acetylglucosaminyltransferase (GPI-GnT) complex
Source: RefSeq, a predicted model, not a curated record
CUGGAACCAAUGGGGCAAGAACAGAAAGGAGAAGAAGCAUCCAGUUCCAGUGGCAUUUACACUUACAAGCAUCGCGGUGACAAGGGAGUCGAUACCCACGAGAUUUUUGUCAAGAAGAGCAGAGCCCGUGUCCUGCUGUCGUACGCUGGAGUCGUUUUACUUCUCGCAAUUGUCUGCCAGUCGUUUCUGGGGAAGGAGGGGUUAUGCCUCGGAUCAGUGUGGAGUAUUACCUUUGGAGUUCUGGUUACCAAAUGUUUGCAAUACAAACCCGUGAUGAAAGAGUCGGUAGUGAUAAUGCCAUCUUUUGGGGUUCAGCUAGAAAUACAUUUUUGGAGUGGAGCAGUUGAUCGCCGUUUCAUACCCAUUGGCAAGAUUCUGAAGCCACUGCUGAACGAGUGUGUGACACCGGUCACCUGUUACUGGAGCUUGGUGUUGCUUCUUCGUGAUGAAGAGGAACUCAAGCUAGUUUUUCAGAAAUCUCGUCCUCCUGUCAAAAUGUUGGUUCCUAUCUGGAAAGCUCUUUGCGCAUUCACAAAUUCUGAAUGAGUAAGCCAGCCUUCUGUAGUCUCUAAACCAAACUGUUCAUAAGCGUGACUUGUUUGGCGCUCUUGUGUGGCUGAAACGUUCAGAAAUGUAGCUGCAGUUGAGCUUAGAGGCUAAAUUCAGCUAGAGCCCAGCGGUAGGUUAUUGGAAUAAAGUGCCUCUAGAUUUUCUCAGGUUCGCUGCCCAGUCAACCUUUUGGAGUUCUGAUUACAUAUGCAAA